This is a messenger RNA of Labeo rohita (rohu), 5350 nucleotides long. RefSeq names its product ankyrin repeat domain-containing protein 34A. The record is from RefSeq and is a predicted model, not a curated record. Gene Ontology annotation, molecular function: protein binding. Bases 438 to 2012 code for a protein of 524 amino acids. NCBI's taxonomy places the organism in Eukaryota, Metazoa, Chordata, Actinopteri, Cypriniformes, Cyprinidae. The transcript has 2 exons.
CAGGCAAUGGUACAAUGAUAAACUUGAAAUGAUCAAAGAAUUAAAAAUAAUUGAAUAAGUUUCCCCCUAGUGGAAAGCAGAGAUGUGCAUGUGAACACUCAGUCAGUCAGUCAGUCAGUGGUUUGCUCGGUGAAGCUGGACCUCAGCGAGUCUGUGCGUGAUCGUGGGAGCCUCGCAUCAGCUCACUGCCCACUCCACGCCCCCGCAGAGUCUCCCAAACUCUCGGUCGCAGGAGGAGAGAUGAUGUGGGGGAUGUAAGACACGGGGAUCAGCAGACAGCAGCUGGAUUCUCGGGCUAAAAUCAGCCGCUCUGAUGGAGUGAAGACAGCGGAUACACGGUUCACCAGAAUCUGAGCCGGGAUGUACCGACAGUGCUGAGCCCGGUGGAGGAGAGGGGUGGGGGAUUCUGGGAUUCUAGAGGUGGAGAGCGAGACAUCAUGGGUGAUGGAGGGGCCUUGCACGCGGAGGGCAAUGCCCUUCUGAAGGCGGUGUUCCAGGGCAAACUCCGCCUCGCUCGCCUCCUCCUGGAAGGCGGAGCCUAUAUCAAUGAAGGAAAUGAGCGAGGGGAGACGCCCGUCAUAGCAGCCUGUCUGGCAGGAUACGAUGAUCCGCAGACCCGGCAGAGAAUGGUGCGGUACUUGCUUGAGAAGGGAGCAGACCCAAACAUCCCUGACAAAUCGGGUCGGACCGCCCUGAUGCAUGCAUGUGCAGAACAGGCAGGCAAAGAGGUGGUGUCGCUGCUGCUGGAAAACGGCGCCGAUCCCAGCUUGAAGGACUACUCUGGGGCCUCGGCACUUGUACACGCCAUCAAUAAAGGCGAUAGGGAGACUCUCCAGGUUCUGCUGGAUGCCUGCAAAGCCAAAGGUAAAGAGGUAAUCAUCAUUACCACCGACACAUCUCCCUCUGGCACUAAGAAGACCAAACAAUACCUGAACUCCCCACCGUCUCCGGGUAUAGUGGACAAGCUCUCCCCUGCUUGCAUGUCUCCGUCUGAGGUGGAGAUCCAUACCUCUGGCUCUGCCCCCGGUGAAGAGGAGGAAGGUAUUUUCAGCUUUGCUGUAACUUCAGCACUCCCACUACCCUCCAGCAGACCACAAGGGGAGAGGAGACCACCGCCCCGUAAGCUUCUGAAAAGACUGAACUCUGAGCCGUGGGGUCUGGUGGCUCCUUCCGUACUUGCUGAGAGAGUGGAGCGGAUAGAGAGCGAUUUAGCAGAGGAGGACAAGUUGGUCUCGGAGAUGAAUGGGAUGACAGUUUCUGGUCCAGGCAGACCUCUCCUGUCACGAAGGCACAGUAUAGAGACCCACGACCCAUCCUCUCCGAAGCUGAUGGACCGGUCCUGUUCGGAAGACUGUGCAGCACUGUGUGGCUCUUCUUGGGCGGAUAAAGUCCAUCAGCACCAGUCACUGUAUCGCAGAAAUACGGCCCCUGAGACUCAGGACAAUGUGGCUCAGGCACCAACAGGAAUCCGUGGUUUACCACACCCUAAACUCACCCGCAUGGAACACUACGAGUCGGACACCCACCUGUGCCCUGCCUCCAUCCCUGGAUCUCCAGAUUCUGGACGUGUCUCAGUGGAACGCCGCAAGUACAAUGCCUCUCCCCUGUCGCUGCUCACCAGCUCUUCUCGAGAGUCUCUGGAGAGCAUUCCCAACUCUGUGUCUCCUAUCACAAUUCGGCGGCGUCCAACAGGACUCUUGGAACGGCGGGGAUCAGGCACUCUCCUUUUGGACCACAUCUCCCACACAAGACCUGGGUUCCUUCCACCUCUCAACGUCAACCCUCAGCGACCCAUUCCUGAUAUCCGUGCCAACGGAAAGCCCACUUCUCCUGUUCACUCAGGGAGCAAGAUCCUACUGCCGGUCGCGCCGUCAUCCCCAAAACGUGGACCAGACUUCAAGAUGAAGAAGAAGCUGAUGAGACGACACUCGAUGCAGACGGAGCAGAUGAAGCAACUUUCGACCUUCCGGGAAAUCCUCACAGAAAAGGUGAUGGAGAUGAAUGGAGAUUGAGAGCAAGAAAGAAGGAAAAUGAGAAAGAGUCAGUGCUGGCCGAGAGUUUCCUCACUGGGUUCAUCUACAUCUCUGAGGCAAACCUGCUCUGGUCCAGUUUAGAUCUUUUAGAACUUAAUACAUCCAUCAAACAUAUGCAUUGUGGAGACAAAACCAUUUUCAAAUCCAGACAAUGAGAGAGAAAAUGAGUCACGGUCACUCAAGAUCACAAAAGGGAUCAGUUAGUCCAAAUUCGGAGAUAACAUUCUAAUGUUAUUUGGGAUUAUUCCUUGAUCAUCAAAAGUGCGUGAAGAUGGACCCAUUAGUGUCAGUGGAAGUGCUUUUGGUGUUUGAAUUUGCUGCAACCCUCAGAUGAAACCUCAUAGAUUAGGUUUCUCUAAGUAUUAGCGCUGUUAUGGCUAUCAGCCUUAUUGUUGUGCACUGUCAGAAAAAAAAUUGUACCAGAAAUUGUACCUUUAGGGGCACAGCUUGUUGAUGGGGUAGUACCCUUAAACUAGGGGUGUCCAAACUCGAGUUUAGCUCUAACUUGCCUCAACACACUUGCUUGGAAGUUUCUAGCAUGCUUAGGAAGACCUUGAUUAGCUGGUUCAGGUGUGUUUAUUAGGAUUGGAGCUAAAAUCUGCAGGACAGUGGACACCCCUGCCUUAAAAGGACAAAUUUGUAGCUUGUCUACCCCUGAAAGUUGCAUAUUUGUAUGUUAGAUAAGUAAUAUAUACCUUUAAUGUACUACUGUGCAUCACUUAGGGGUAAAUAAGGUACAAAGAUGACCCAAUAAAGCCUAAAGUAUACUUCACUUUUUACACAUACGCAAGGGACAGUGUACAGUAUGCACACACCGAAUGCGCACGUCCGAUUUUUGUAACCAGUCGCACAUGCGCAUUGAAUUUGUUUUACAAUAAUCAGUUGUUCCCCAAGAUGGCAACAUGUCCUGGGCCGAUGUUUCACAGUAGAAAAAUAAACAAAAGAUACAGAACAACAACAACAAAAAAGCGGAGACUGCAACAACAACAGACGGCCACAUUGACAAGCGCUUGUGAGUGAGAGUGUAUGGGAAAGCCCAGCUUUGGUUCGAAGGAGUUAAAAAAAUAUUUGUAAUCGGUCAUAAAUUCUGGGGAAGCUUAGAGUAGACACUGGACAUGGAUGAAGAUUUCAAGAGUGCAUGUGUCGACCGCCUGCGUUUGUGCGCAACAUCAAAUGGGGUGUACUUUGAAAGGCCACACGUUUGACUGAACGCAUACGCUAGCGUACAUAUACAAAAAAAAAAACCCAAAGUAUAUUUUGGGCAUAAGGGGACAAGCUGUUGUACCUCUAAAUGUACAAUUUUUGCACAUCCUGUGGAAUAAUUGGGUUCAUGCUCUUAAUAUUCCAGAUAAAAUGCACAUCCCUCUGUUUUUCUUUGGUGACAACAUCAAGUGUAGUUCAGAACUCUAAAAUUAAUUUCUAUGGUCGUUACGGUACAACUAAAUUGAUUCAAGUAGUUUCGUUAAAAUGUGAACUGAAUUUGAAGUUGAUCAAUUACUUACUUGUAAAUAAUGGUUCUUAAGCCUUUUUGAUUAAUAUGUAUUUGUUUCAGCGUGUUUGUUUUGGACUGAAGGUUGGGAAAUGCAGUCCUUGAAGGACUUUUAAUUUGGCACUGGCAGGCUUCCAUAUUUUUUCCACAGGAUGUAAAGUAGAGGAGUAUCGGAGAUGUCUGACUGCUGACUUUUCCAUUAACAAUCGAUAGUUUCACAUUUCUGAAAAACAUUUUAUUGCAUUAUGAAAGUGCAAUAAAAUAUUACAGGAAUGAAUUAGCAUAAAAACAUUUUUUAAAAGCUAUAUAACUGAAAACAUAAUUGUACUUGUUAAAACAUUCUGCAUGAUUCAGGGCUUUUGGAUGGGUUGCUUAUCUUUCUUAAACUCUUAUAAGUGAUACAAAAUAAGUGAAGUGCAAUUCUUGAAACUCAAAAUCCCAAAGAAACUCUACAAAGCCCAUCCAAAACCACACAGAUCCACCCUGACCCGACUCAGCGUAGGGGAGAGAGAAACCCCUCGCCUAACGCACACUCCCUCUGGAGACACAGAGCACAGAUAUUGUGUACAUACUGUACAGAGUACAAUUGUGUCUCAAGCGUUUGAACGUGCAAUAUUCCGUGCUGCCUCAGCACUGGUUUCAUAUUAUUAUCGUGAAUGUGAACAAUCACUCGGACGUGCGUCUGUGGUUAACAUGCUGCGGUAAAUGGUUCAAGACGAGCUGGAAGCUCUGUUUACAUUCAGAGGAGGAAAUCUCUGCACAAAAUACAUGAGAAUGAAUUUCCCUAAAGAGCUGCAGUGCACAGUGUGUCCGUGUCAAACACAUAGUUCAACUCAAGCUUAUGAUGUGAGUGAAUUUAGUGCUUCUGCUUUGAGAUGUUCUACACUUGAUGUGAAUUAAACUUAGUGUACUUGAAAUGUAUCAUGAAAACAAAAAGAGGAAUAUUUUUUUAUGCCUGUAGGGUUUUACUCUUGUUGUUUUUUUAUUUUUACUGAAACAAAUUUUAAUGUUUAAUACUGAAUUGUUGGUGGUGCAAUUUCACUUUGACGGUAGCUUUUGUGUUCCAGGGUGUUUGUAGGAAAUAAUAUGUGAGCAGCCGGAGCUCAAUGGCUACAGCAAUCUUCCUGAAAACGAUCGCGAUAAAACCCAAACGUCGCCUGUUAAACCGACGGAUCUCUGAUUACCUAGCUCUUUGUUAUCCUGAUGCGAUUAGGAGAAUCUUGGCACUUUGCUGUGUAUUCAUUGAUUUUUAACGAUUCUCCUCUUUUCAUUUAACACACAAAGGCGAGAUAACCGUGAGUUUGAUUUGUUUCUAAAUAUGUUUGUAUCUAUCUCCAAUAUUUCUGACCUGCUGUACAAAAACAUCCAUUUAAAUGAGUUGAAAUUGUGUUCAAGUGUACCUGAGAAGAUGUUAAUAGUGUAAAGGCUGUUUUAGGUGCUGUACACAAUGGACCUCCGUCUGUGCUACACUGUCGUCGGGUAGUUUGAGCCCUCCAUUCACAUAGAAGGGUCACAGUUACACUCUCAGUGCAUCAUUUAAUGGAUUAUGGAUUAACUAUUUCUUGUUAUUUUGUAUGUUUAGUGUGGUACACAGGUCAAAUGUAGUAAACCAAAUAAUUUUAAAAAGUAUUAAAUUAUUUAAAACUAAAAUCGCUGUUGUGCUACUUGUCUGAGGCGAUCAUUUUCUUCAUGAGCUUUUAUCUGCUUUGAAUAAAUGCAUGACUGAGCCACCAAUUUAUUUUAUACCAGUUGUUCUCAGCUGGUAUGUUCAUGGUUUGUUCUAAUAGGGUUGUUGACAGGAAAUAAAAACGAUGCUAUAUUGUGCUAA